This is a messenger RNA of Galleria mellonella (greater wax moth), 1078 nucleotides long. Its product is annotated as chymotrypsin-2-like. NCBI's taxonomy places the organism in Eukaryota, Metazoa, Arthropoda, Insecta, Lepidoptera, Pyralidae. Gene Ontology annotation, molecular function: serine-type endopeptidase activity. The record is from RefSeq and is a predicted model, not a curated record. Gene Ontology annotation, biological process: proteolysis. The transcript is spliced from 5 exons. The coding region runs from base 90 to 923 and encodes 277 amino acids.
UUAAUAUAAAUGAGCAUUGUUUCUAAUUUGAUAUUAGUCAACAUUCUGAUUUCUUUAUAAAUAGUCAAACCAUUAAAAGCAAUAUUAUCAUGAAUUUUUUUAUAUUCUGUCUUUACAUGGGAAUAAUUGGACAUUUCCGUAUAACAGCUCUACCAUUUCAAGCUUCUUCCGAAAUACAAUCCUUAAAACACCGUAUAGUUGGAGGUGAAGAUGCUCCUAAAAAUUAUGCUCCUCAUAUGGCAGCAUUAGUAGUUGGUGAAAUUUUAACUAACCUCAUGUGUGGAGGAUCAAUUGUUAGCAAACGUCAUAUCCUCACUGCUGCUCAUUGCAUAGAUCCCUUUGUUACAUGGCAAGGACAACUACUAGAAACUUUUCGCGGAGCUGUUGGAACAAAUCAAUGGGAGACGGCGAACUAUUAUGUAGAAUUCUCGCAUUUCACCAAUCAUCCUAACUGGCACUCAUCGUUUCUUAAAAAUGACGUAGGAGUACUAUUUCUAGUUGAGGAAUUAAGGCUAAAUGAUAAUGUGGCUAUUGUACCCCUUAACUUUGACUGGGUAGAUGAAGGAGAAAACAGCUACGUCACGGGAUGGGGAAGAAUUUGGGCCUGGGGACCGAUACCAGAUAAACUACAGCUUCUGUACGUGAAUACAAUUUCGGGACAGGACUGCGAGGACAAAGUUCGCGAAGCGGCCAUCGAAUGGGGAUGGGCUCCUCCGAUUGAUCCUAACAUAGAAAUCUGCACUUUGCACUCUCCUGGAUAUGGUAUGUGUAAUGGUGACUCUGGAAGUGCUCUGGUAUCAGUUAAGACUGGAAAGCAAUCCGGAAUAGUAUCGUGGGGAUUCGCAUGUGCCCUGGGAGCACCAGAUGUAUUCACACGUAUUAGUGGUGUGAAAGAUUUCUUGAAAUCUAUCAUAGGUGACUAAUUUAUAAAUGUUAAUUAAUUAAUUAAUUAAUGAGUAUACUUAAUUUGUAUUAUAUAAUAUAGGGAAUAAGCUAGACAAUUAAUAAAUGUAAGAAUACAGUUGUAUAUUAUUAUUUAUUUUACUGAUUAACGCUCAAUAUAUCAGUAAUAUUGAAA